UUGCAACUUUUUUUGAAACGGCAUUGUUUUGUCCCUUUUCUGUCUUGGUACUCAAAACAAAGGUAUGUAAGCUACCUUACAUAAAACUCUUGGGGGAAAUGAAGCAACAUGUCUAAGGGUACACAACUCGAAUGGAACCACUGUUCAUGCCCUGUCAAACUUCAUGCAAAGCCUAUGGCAGAAAAGGCUCUUUUUCUGUGGGGUUCGUGGGAGAGGAGCCGAAGUUAGACCCCACAGUUAUGGGGGUAAUCGAUAGGUCCAUAUAUGCAACUCCGAUCAAUCAACCAAUUGGACAAAUUUUACCAUCAUGGUAAUGUAGGGCCUAUACUGUACAUGUAUGUACAUGUACGUGAUGUAAACACAAGCUCACAAGCUUCAACUGCAUCACGCAUGUCUAUACUAUCCUAGUAUUAACAUGGCCAGGCUAGCUAUAAUGUGUUUACCUUUAUCCGUGGCAUUCGGCGGUGCAAGGUACAUGUAAACCCAUGACAGGACGCCUGGCCCACAAUGUACUAGUCCACAAUACAUUUACAUCAUACGAAUUUAAAUUUGUAAACAAAACAAUGAACUAUUGUGAAAGAUUGCAAACAAAUGAAUGUUUCAAAAUGGCGGCGCCCAUGCUAUUCACGAUUUUUCUCGGCGUUGCCGUUAGAAUUGUUCUCUUUAACUCUUCCUUGGCUUCGUGGCUAGCAGAAAGAGUAGAAAUAUCGACGCCUUUAACAUCGUGGAAAUCAGUGAUAGAAGGAAUUACUCUUCUGCAGAAUGGCAUCUCUCCCUAUGCAGGUGAUGUAUUUCAUGAGACACCUUUUGUACUGUACUUCUUCCACCACCUGUUGUCAGCGAGCCCGCGGCUGGUACCUGUCGUCUUUGUUCUACUGGACCUCAUUACUGCCUGGCUGCUUUAUGCUGGCGCAGGUCACUGCCUGAAGUAUCUUCUUUUAACUCAGUCAAAGGAGAGUGGGAUGUUCUCUAAGGAUGCAGACAGGCUGCUCAUAAAGAAAUCAGAUAUAUACAACUUGCCUAGGCUCGUAGCUUCAAUUUACUUGUUGAAUCCAUACACCGUAGUCACCUGCGUGGGUCAGUCAACCCUUGUCAUGACUCACCUAGCAGUCGCUGCAGUCUUUCUGUUUACGACCAGAGGGUACAGACUCGCAGCCGCAUUUGCCUUAGCGGCAGCAACGUACCAAUCUUUGUACCCAGCCAUGAUGGUCGUGCCUUGUGCAAUGCAUCUGGUCAACUUGAAGGCACAGGCCAGAUCCUCCACCGUGUCCUACCUCAGCCCUCCCUCUGUUAAGUCUUACCUGACCACCGCUGUGAUGUUUCUGUUCUGGCUGGGCUGCCUGCAUGGACUCUCCUUCCUCAUGUUGGAGUCUUGGGACUUUCUCUUCUCCACCUACGGCUGCAUACUGAUGGUGCCAAACCUGACCCCAAACAUGGGACUGUUCUGGUACUUUUUCACUGAGAUGUUUGAGCAUUUCCGCUACUUUUUCUUGUGGGUCUACCAGAUCAAUGUCUUCAUCUACACGGCUCCAUUAGCUAUCAAACUGAGGAAGCACCCACUCUUCAUGAUGUACAUCCAGUGCAUCAUCAUGGCCAUCUUCAAGUCCUACCCAGCAUUUGGCGAUACCUCCGUCUAUCUCGCCCUGCUUCCUGUCUGGUCCCACGCCUUCUACUAUCUACGUAACACCUUGGUGGUAGGCGUCAUGUUUGUCCUGUCCUCCGUCUUGGCACCCAUCCUCUGGCAGCUGUGGAUCUACUCGGGCAGUGCCAACGCCAACUUCUUCUUUGCUUUCACACUCGUGUACAACACGGCACAAAUAUUUCUUGCCACCGACGUCCUGUAUGCCUUCUUGAAGAGGGAAUUUGCUCUCAUUCAUGGAAUGAAGCCAGUCGACAAGGACGGAAAUGCUCAGCAGGCAGUACUGCAGUAACCAUAAGCCAGACAAUGCCUUUGUAGAUAUUCUGUUGUAGAUAUUUCCACAAAUGCACAUCGAAAAAAUCCAGAACUGAUGGGCAUUUUUUUAAAUGUCGAUUGAGAUCCAAAACACUCUAACCAUGCACUUGUUUAAUACUUUUUGAAUUUAAAAUAACUAAUUGUAUUUCCAUAAGUUGAGUGGGGAGUUUGUAUACCAAGAAACUACAGGAAAAAAAGAAUGGUCCUGAAUGCAUCAAUCGUUUCAGUCUAAGUUCAAGAUGGGACUGU
This is a messenger RNA of Acanthaster planci (crown-of-thorns starfish), 2203 nucleotides long. Its product is annotated as GPI-anchor transamidase component PIGU-like. Gene Ontology annotation, biological process: attachment of GPI anchor to protein. Gene Ontology annotation, cellular component: GPI-anchor transamidase complex; membrane. NCBI's taxonomy places the organism in Eukaryota, Metazoa, Echinodermata, Asteroidea, Valvatida, Acanthasteridae. The record is from RefSeq and is a predicted model, not a curated record.